AUGAAUUUUCUUUCAUUGAAUAUUAGGGGGAUCAGGGGUUCUAAUAAGUCUGGUUGGGUGAAAAGUAUGGUUUCUACCCAUGGUAUCUCGUUCCUUUCGCUUCAAGAAUCCAAAUGCUCUAGUAUUUCUCGAUCCGACUUGGCUUUUCUCUGGGUCAAGAAGGAUUUUGGGAUGGAUUUCGUUGAGUCUGUGGGUCUGUCUAGAGGCCUUAUUUGUAUCUGUGAUGAUAAGCUUUUUAGACAAACGGGUGGUUCCAAGGAUAGGCAUUAUUUGCAUGUUAGAGGGUCUCUAUUGGGUUGUGGGGAAGUUGUGAAUAUCCUUAAUGUCUACGCGCCCCAGGGGGUUUCGGCUAAACAGUCUUUAUGGGGCGAGCUGAAGAGCAUUAUUGAUCUGAACGACGGAUUAUGGGUAGUUGCAGGGGAUUUCAAUGCUGUCCGGUUUAGAGAGGAAAGGAGAAAUUGUGCGUUUAAGCAAACCUGUGCUAAUCAGUUUAAUGAAUUUAUUUAUGAUUCGGGGUUAUUAGAGUACAGCAUGAGCGACAAGAAAUACACGUUUUUCGCCGAUAACGGUAACAAAUGCAGCAAACUGGACCGGUUUUUAGUUAACUCCGAAUUUUUUAAUUUGUGGCCGGCGGCUAGUUGUCGGCCGGUUUUUGAGGAAGUCGUUUUCAAAGCUGUUUCUGAGUUUGACCUGGGAGACGUCAACCCCGACAUUACUUUCGUUAGAAAGUUAAGUUUUAUUAGAGACCAGUUGAGAUCAUGGAAAGAUGAAUUGCUUCGAAGGGAAGGUGAGGAGCUGGAGAUUGCUAUGAAUGAGCUUGAGUCUUUAGAUACGCUCCUUGAUCAAAGAGACUUCACUGAGGAGGAGGAAUGGAUGAAAGCCAGCAACACCAUCCAUGGUCUUGAAGUGAACGGGGCUUGGAUUUCCAAACCGUCUCUUGUGAAGAAGGAAGUGUUUCGGUUUUUCAGAUAUAAAUCUGUGGAAGAGGCUGUUAGUAGACCCCCCUUGACGUGUUCCCAUUUCAAGAAGAUCCCGUCCACAUUAGCUGCCAGUUUAGAGGUUCGUUUCUCUAAGGAGGAGGUCAAAGCGACAGUUUUCGGAUGUGAUAAAGAUCGUGCGCCAGGUCCUGACGGGUUUAAUUUUAGAUUCUUUACGCAUUUUUGGGACCUCUUUGCUUCGGAUUUCUAUAAUAUUUUGGACUCCUUCUUCAUUGUUAUUGACUUUCAGGUGAUUAAAGAUGUCAAACAAUGGUGA
Molecule: messenger RNA, 1254 nt
Organism: Helianthus annuus (common sunflower)
Lineage: Eukaryota; Viridiplantae; Streptophyta; Magnoliopsida; Asterales; Asteraceae
Exons: 4
Coding region: 1-1254 (417 amino acids)
Molecular function (GO): catalytic activity
Source: RefSeq, a predicted model, not a curated record